AUGGCAGAAACAGCAACCAUGAAAACGGCAAAAUUGCCUACUCCAAAGAUCCAUCAUAUUGCCGAACGUAGAUAUUGGAGUGCGACAAAUGCUUUACCCGAUUAUGAAAAGUUUAUCAAUACUAAUACUCCACUUGUUAUUGAUAACGGAUCAUACCAAUGCCGUGUUGGAUGGGCAACCGAUACUACUCCCAGAUUACAAUUUGACAAUCUAAUGUCGAAAUAUCGUGAUCGUAAGUUAUCGCAAACCGUGUUGUUAGUCGGGAACGAUAUCUAUACCGAUGCAACGGCGAAAACGAAUGCAAAAUCGGCCUUUGAUGGAAAUGUUGUCAUCAAUUUCGAAACAAUGGAAAAUAUUCUGGAUUAUAUUUUCGUCAAACUGGGAAUCAACACGGAGAGAGUUGAUCAUCCAAUAUUGAUGACCGAAGCGGUUUGUAAUCCGUUACAAUCACGAAAAUCAAUGUCGGAAUUGCUAUUUGAAUGCUAUCGUGUCCCGUCUAUAUGCUAUGGAAUCGACGCGUUAUUUGGUUACCACGCGAAUGGUCUUUCAUUUGAUAAAGGCGGAAUUGUUGUUUCGUCAGGCCAUUCCACAACCCAUGUGAUUCCUAUAUAUCAUAAUUACGGAGUAUUGGGACAAGCGAAAAGGAUAUCUUAUGGAGGAUAUACGUCAACAGAUUUCAUGCUGAAAUUAAUGCAACUCAAAUAUCCUACAUUCCCGACUAAAAUGAGUGUGAAUCAAGCUCAACACCUAUUACACAAUUACACGUAUGUGGCAGAAGAUUACUUUGAAGAACUAAAGAAACACGAGAGCCCGAUAACUUUUGCAUCUCGAGAUCGUGUCAUUCAGUUUCCUUACAUACCACCUGCCGUAACGGAAAAAACCGAGGAAGAAAUCGCACGCGCUGAAGAAAGAAAAGCUGAGCAAGCAAGACGAUUAAAAGAGCAAGCUGAAAAAUCACGGAUGACUAAGUUGCGAGACCACGAGGAGAAAUAUGCAUUGUUUACUACAUUAAAAGAGAGUAAAACGAAAAUUCGGAAAGCUGAUUUCAUAGCGCGAUUGCGAGAAAAUACAAUAAGGGACGAAGCCGAAUUGGAUGAACUUAUUAAAAAGAGCGAGAAAGUAAUCCAGCGAGCUCGAAAUAAACUAUUAGGAAUUGAUGAGAUUGAAACUAAGGAGGAACCGACGUUUCCUCUGGUAGACAUUCCGGAUGGCCAACUAGACGAAACUGAGCGGAAAGAAAAAAAGAAACAAUUGGCGUCCAAAAGCUUGCAUGAGUCACGACAACGAGCACGCGAAGCAAAAGAAUUGGCUAAAAAGCAACAGGAAGAGGAAGAACGCAUAGAAGAAGAAAAACGAAAAACGGAUUUCAGUGGAUGGCUACAAGACUUGAAGAAAAAUUACAAGGAUCAACUCGACAAAGUCAAACAGCUGAAACGAAGAAAAGAGCAACUUUCAGAUAGGAGAAGUCAUGCAUCGCAGUUGAGAAUGAAAUCAAUUGCUACUUUAGCGAGUGAUGCGCCACCGCCUAAAAGGCGUAGAAGGGGGCAAGAUGAGGAUACUUUCGGAGCUGACGAUAAUGAUUGGGAGAUAUACAAAGAAAUAAGCAAAGACGAUGACGGAUGGGAAGAAGAAGAGGAACUAUCGCAGCUUCGCGAACUCGAAAAAAGGUUACUUCAAUACGACACCACAUUCCUAACCGAGGACACAUUUGACGCACAAAACUCCGUACAGAAAUCUCUGAUGUUUAUGUUCACGCACGGUGUCGCGCCACCAUACGAUCCUGAGGACGUUUCGCAGAUGCAUCAAUUGCAUGUAAAUGUGGAACGGACUCGUGUGCCCGAGGCGUUGUUUCAGCCUAGCAUUGUCGGAUUGGAUCAGGCUGGUGUGGUAGAAACCGUGGGUGAUAUUGUGAAGAGGUUCGAUGAACGAGAUAGGAAUAAUUUAGUGCAGUCUGUAUUUUUAACAGGUAGUCACACAAAAACUCCGGGACUAACAGAACGCUUUGAAAAAGACCUUCGAGCAAUCUUACCCGCUUCGGCACCUCUGAAAAUAAUCAAAGCAAAAGACCCAGUACUUGACGCGUGGCACGGCGCUGCACUAUGGGCAAGAUCUGAUGAGUUUUUGCAGUAUGUAGUCACAGAACAAGAGUAUCAAGAGAUGGGAGGAGAGUAUAUUAAAGAGCACAGAUUUGGAAAUGCCGACGCACCCGCUACAACAAUCCGUACCCGAAAAUUCCUCACGAACCGUCUUCUACAACGAAAACAAUUCAUUGUCGACAUUCUCCACCCGAACCGUGCAAACGUGUCAAAAGAUGAACUCCGCGAGAAACUAGCGAAAAUGUACAAGGUUGACAAAGAGGUCAUUUUUGUGUUUGGCUUCCGUACGGCGUUCGGUGGUGGUCGGUCGACGGGGUUCGGGCUCAUUUAUGAUUCUCUGGACUCGGCAAAGAAAUUUGAACCAAAGUACAGGCUUGUGCGGCAUAAACUCCAAGAAAGCCAAAAGACUGCGCGUAAACAGCGCAAAGAACGAAAGAAUCGUGCCAAAAAAUUACGUGUAUGUGCAUCAGAAAAAAAAUCUUGGGAGAUUGUGGUAGUAGUGGUGCUGGGCGAAGGAGAGGAAUUUAGUAUGUUAUUUAGUGAACAUGGCGAUGAUUAUGUUGAUAUGAAGAGUGUUAAAGUUUGA
Ambispora gerdemannii is the source of this 2682-nucleotide messenger RNA. The record is from the annotation of a GenBank genome assembly. NCBI's taxonomy places the organism in Eukaryota, Fungi, Glomeromycota, Glomeromycetes, Archaeosporales, Ambisporaceae.